ACGUGGUUCGGAGCGCGGCGCGUCCUUCUCUCUGCGGCGGUUUAUGAGGAGCUGAUGAGAGAUGAACUCGGAGCAGGAUCGGCCGUUCAUGUGCAGCGCCCCCGGCUGCUCUCAGUGUUUUCCCACCGAGGAUCAUCUGAUGAUUCACCGCCACAAGCACGAGAUGAGCCUCAAGUUCCCGUCCAUCAAAAGUGACAACAUGCUCUCAGACCAGACGCCGACCCCGACGCGCUUCCUGAAGAACUGUGAGGAGGUGGGACUGUUCAGCGAGCUCGACUGCUCCAUCCAGCAGGAGUUCUGCAAAGCUCAGGAGGAGGAGGACAGUAAACAGAAUAUCGCUCUUCAUACACAACCGGGACCAAACCAGCACCAGCAACCUCACAACCGCCUGAGCAACCAUGAGGGCGGCAUGGUGAUCCAGCAGGCCUUACCGUCACCACAGUCCAGCUCCGUCAUAACCCAGGCCCCGUCCACCAACAGGCACAUCGGCCCAGUCCCCGGCUCUCUGUCAUCGCUGCUGCACUUGAGGAACAGACAGCGCCAGCCUCUGCCAGCCUCCAUGCCCGGCACUCUGCCCGACCCCACCAUGCAGGGAUCCUCGGCCGUGCUGAUGCCCAUGGAGAGACAAAUGUCCAUGGGGUCCAACAUAAUGGGCAUGCAGGGCCCCACCCACAGCAGCUCCUGCUCGUCCCCCCACGUCCCCUCCAUGCAUUUGGAGGCAAAGCUGAGACUGAAAGCGGCUCUGGCUCACCAUCCGGCUCCCGGUACCAACGGCACCAUGAACACCAUGGGUCACAUGAUGGACAUGAUGUCGUCCAGGCAGGAGCAGGGCGGCCACCAUCACCUGCACUCCCACCCUCACCAGCACAUGCAGGCCCCGCCCCAUGGCUACCCGCAGCACCAUGCCCACCACCACGGCCACGCCCAGACGGGCCACCACCACCCGCAGGGCCACGGGCACCACAACUCUCACCCGGGCCACAUGCACCCUGCACACGGGCACCAGACGUCCCCUCACGCGCCCCUGCACUCCGCCGCUCCACAGCUCUCCCCGGCCGCGCAGCAGAUGCAGCCCACGGCGACGCUCCAGUCGGGGCCUCCCGGGGCCGGGGGUCGGCGCAGGCGCGUGGUGGACGAGGACCCGGACGAGCGGCGGCGCAAGUUUCUGGAGAGGAACCGGGCAGCGGCCACGCGCUGCAGGCAGAAGAGGAAAGUGUGGGUGAUGUCUCUGGAGAAGAAAGCAGAGGAGCUCACUCAGACCAACAUGCAGCUACAGAACGAGGUGAGCCUGUUGAAGAAUGAAGUGACGCAGCUGAAGCAGCUUCUGCUCACACACAAGGACUGUCCAAUCAGCAACCUGCAGAAAGAGUCACAGGGUUACCUCAGUCCGGAGAGCAGUCCAGCAGGAAGUCCGACCCCCGUGAGCCAGCAGCAGGUCAUCCAGCACAACACCAUCACCACGUCCAGCACCCCCCCCAGUCACCGCACAGACAUCAACCCCAUCCACUAGAGACUCGGGCCCCACCCGGACACACGCGGCCCUGGGUUCGGCGGCAACUCUUCCACACGUGUCCGGCUCGGUGUUCAGUAACGAUGGAUUUCAGAGCGAUCCGCUUCUCUGUGGGUGGCUGAAUAUUUUAAUAACACAGUACGGUAGAUGGAAGGUUCACGUCUCUCACUGUUGUCAGGUACUACUGCCUUCCUUCUGACGCGCCGCGCUCGGAGUGUUGCGGCGUUUUAAUGCUUUUUAAUCCUGAAACUUUAAUGCCAAAAACAAACGCGUUUCUAUCAGAUCUGAACUUUUCUACUGAGGAUUUUCUACUUUUUUUACUCCCCUGUUUUGGACUCUUGAUUCUUGCUAAGCGAUGAACUUUAAACUUUAACCCCCCCACGGUGUACGAAAAACAGUAUAUGGUCAAAAGUAUUGGGACGCCCCUUCUAAUUUCUGAAUUCAUCACCUGUUCCAGAAUGCCUGCACCCCUGUGCUCGCUUUACAUAAACUCCAGUGGGACCUCAGCCCCACUCAACAGCUCUGGGACGGACCGGAACACUGACUGAGGAUCAUCAGCCAUACACAUGCGGUCAUAUUUUGACUAAACGGGCACAAAUUCCCACAGGCGCACUCCAAAUACAAGAAGAGUGGCUGUUGUUCUAGCUGAAAAGUUCAUUUUUGGAAACGUGAGGCGUCCGAAUACU
This is a messenger RNA of Trichomycterus rosablanca, 2196 nucleotides long. RefSeq names its product cAMP responsive element binding protein 5b (gene creb5b). Lineage: Eukaryota; Metazoa; Chordata; Actinopteri; Siluriformes; Trichomycteridae. The transcript has 11 exons. The coding region runs from base 62 to 1510 and encodes 482 amino acids. Gene Ontology annotation, biological process: regulation of transcription by RNA polymerase II. Gene Ontology annotation, molecular function: cAMP response element binding; DNA-binding transcription factor activity, RNA polymerase II-specific. The record is from RefSeq and is a predicted model, not a curated record.